Bipolaris victoriae FI3 is the source of this 888-nucleotide messenger RNA. RefSeq lists its product as hypothetical. The transcript is spliced from 2 exons. The record is from RefSeq and is a predicted model, not a curated record. Gene Ontology annotation, biological process: transmembrane transport. Gene Ontology annotation, cellular component: mitochondrial inner membrane. The coding region runs from base 1 to 888 and encodes 295 amino acids. Gene Ontology annotation, molecular function: S-adenosyl-L-methionine transmembrane transporter activity. NCBI's taxonomy places the organism in Eukaryota, Fungi, Ascomycota, Dothideomycetes, Pleosporales, Pleosporaceae.
AUGGUCUUUGUUUCACAGCCUGAAUAUCCCUGGGUUAUAUCGCCAUAUCUGCGGUCUAUAAUUGCUGGCGGUCUUGCCGGCAUAAUAACAGACCUCUCUCUCUAUCCACUUGAUACGCUGAAAACCCGUCUCCAAUCCUCUGCUGGCUUUGCUGCCUCUGGGGGGUUCAAUGGUGUCUACCACGGUAUAGGCAGUAUAGCUUUUGGAUCUGUGCCAGGCGCAGCUCUUUUCUUCAUCACUUACGACUCAGUAAAGCGGAAGCUUACUCAACAACAUUCCGGGUGCUACAAUACUGAGGAAAAGCCUUGUAUCCAUGCUAAUAAUGAAACCAACGAGGCGAGCAUACAUAUAGCAGCGGCAAGUCUAGGGGAGAUAGCCGCAUGCGCAGUCAGGGCACCGGCAGAAGCUAUUAAACAGCGGGUACAGAUAGGCCAACAGCCGAGUGCAAAGGCAGCACUAAUGUAUAUUCUGAACCAACGACAUGCACGCGGGUUAUGGCAGGUGCAGAAAGAGCUAUAUCGUGGCUGGUCAAUCAUGAUAACCCGCGAAAUCCCAUUCACCACUAUACAGUUCCCGCUUUGGGAGGUGUUAAAGAAGCACCGACAGUCCCAAAAAAAGCAAGGGCAGAUAUCUGCAAUGGAGGGUGGCUUACUAGGAAGUAUAGCUGGUGCGGUGGCUGCAGGCAUCACAACACCAUUAGAUGUAUUGAAAACACGGAUAACGCUCGCAAGAAGGAAACAGCACAUGUAUUCCAUGUUGUUGGUAAUACUGAAGGAGACUGGGCCACGAGGGUUUUAUGUAGGGAUAGGGCCAAGGGUGAUUUGGAUUGGUAUGGGUGGUGCAGUAUUCUUGGGGUCUUACCAGUGGAUGUGCAAUGCGUUGGGAUGA